GCCUCUCUCCCCGGCCCAGGACCAGCGCUGCUCUGCGCAUGCCCGUCCGGCCGAGCAGACUUCAAGGAGUCUCCCCCAGGCACAAAACUUUCUGCUGGACAAUGUCGCGACCCGGUCCUCCCCCGGAGUCAGACAGAAACAGUGUGAUAGAUGAUGCUAAGGCCUGCUUAAAAAAGCAUGAUGCUGGGACCAAAUAUUCUCACUCGUCAUCUAAUAAAUAUUCCAUCCUUUUACCAUUGUUGGCAAAAGAAGGAAAACUCCAUCUGUUGUUCACCCUCCGGUCCGAGAAGCUAAGAAGGUCACCUGGAGAAGUUUGCUUCCCUGGAGGCAAGUGGGAACCUACGGAUGUGGAUGAUGUGGCCACAGCUCUCCGCGAAGCCCAGGAGGAAGUGGGACUGCAUCCUCAUCAAGUGGAGGUCGUCUGCCGCCUGGUGCCGCAGCCGCUUGACAAAGACGCACUGUUAACCCCGGUUGUAGGAUUUAUAGACCACAACUUCCAGGCCCAGCCUAAUCCCGAUGAAGUUAAGAAUGUGUUCCUGGUGCCUCUGGAAUAUUUCCUGCAUCCAUAUGCCUACCACCAGAAUCAUGUCACACGUUCUGGUCAUGAUUUUAUUAUUCAUUGCUUUGAGUACACAAACCCUGAAGAUGGUGUGACUUACCAUAUCAAGGGAAUAACUGCAAAAUUUGCCCUGCUCAUUGCCUUGAUUAUUUUGGGGAAAAAACCCACCUUUGAGGUUGAAUUUAAUCUCAGUGAUCUAAUAUCCUCUGAAGAGUCCUCCCUGGAGCCUCAUAAACAUGCUACAAGCAAGUUAUGAUUUAUGAGACCAGCAUCCAAAUAACUAUCUAAAAGGUUUUUGUGGGUGCUUAUCUACAGAACAACAAUAAUGCCAGCUGUUGAAAUUUGACAGGUCGGAAUAUUUUUCCUGCAAUAAGAAGGUAAAAACCUCACCUUUUUUCCAUUGCUCUCUAUUACCUGAAAGAGCAAAAGUCUUUCAAAAGUGGAAAAAUGUGUUUAUAGUGUUGCAUAAUUCACCUACAAUAUGUUAACAAUAUUUUUCUUACAAAUGUAAGAAAAUGUAUAUGGCACAUGGUAGGCACUUAAUAAAUAUUCAUUGGAUAUAUGACCAUGUGGCAUUUAUCUUAUUUGUAAGAGGUAAAUAUCUCUUUCUGUCUGUUGUUACAUGUGAUAGAAACUUCCAGCCAGCCAUCAGAAACUAUCCUCCCGUUCUUCUAUGGCAGUACGCUUGAAGCUGAGUCCAUAGGUCCCCAGGUAGAAACACCAUUACCCUUGCAGUUAAAUGUGGCUCUGGGACUUAGUUUAGGCCCAUGGGAUGUGAGUGAAAGUUGACUUUGCAGGUCAUCUCCAAUUUAAGAGAUAAGCCAGCUUUCCUGGAUUCUCUUUCCGCCUUUCCGUGAGCUGCAACAUGGAUUGAUCUGCAGUCCAGCCUUGACCAUACAGAUGAAGACAGUUCCUGGAGGAAUGGCAGAACCGAAAGAUGGGAAGAGCUUGGAUCUCCGAAUGACUCUGGAGCAAAGCAACCCACCAUUCCGGGCUGGUCAGUUGGGACUGUUACUGGGAGAGAAGAAUAAAAUUCUGUUAUCUUUCUGCCACUAUAAUUUGGGGUCACUUUGUUAGAGCAGAGCUGUACCACUAAAUGAUAUAUCGUAACACUUGAAAAUGGCUGGAUGGAUAUUCACCCAAACUUGAGGUGUUGCCAGCAGUUAGAAUUCGGGAGAUCUGACACUUAACACAGGGGUUCUGUGACAUG
Messenger RNA from Ceratotherium simum simum (southern white rhinoceros), 1769 nucleotides. It is a transcript of the gene NUDT7, whose product is annotated as nudix hydrolase 7. Gene Ontology annotation, molecular function: magnesium ion binding; coenzyme A diphosphatase activity; manganese ion binding. Gene Ontology annotation, biological process: coenzyme A catabolic process; nucleoside diphosphate metabolic process. The record is from RefSeq and is a predicted model, not a curated record. Lineage: Eukaryota; Metazoa; Chordata; Mammalia; Perissodactyla; Rhinocerotidae.